Aspergillus brunneoviolaceus CBS 621.78 is the source of this 1983-nucleotide messenger RNA. RefSeq names its product putative serine--tRNA ligase DIA4. Gene Ontology annotation, molecular function: ATP binding; tRNA binding; serine-tRNA ligase activity. Bases 31 to 1623 code for a protein of 530 amino acids. Gene Ontology annotation, biological process: mitochondrial seryl-tRNA aminoacylation. The transcript has a single exon. Lineage: Eukaryota; Fungi; Ascomycota; Eurotiomycetes; Eurotiales; Aspergillaceae. The record is from RefSeq and is a predicted model, not a curated record. Gene Ontology annotation, cellular component: mitochondrion.
UCCAACCUCAAUCCACGCAAUCCCCUCUCGAUGCCUCCGCCAAAUCCCCCCUACAUCUGCCUGGGCUGCAGAGCCCUCACUCGCCGCACCUUCUCCUCCUCCGCCCGCCGCCGCUCCCAGCUUGUCCGCCCGCCGACCGCGCCCAAACCCACCCCCGACGUGAAGCACAUCCGCAAAAACCCCGAGCUAUACGCCCAGAACUGUCGCGACCGCAACUACGCAGCCCACGCCCAACACCCCUCCACCAUCCAGCAAUUGUACGACGAGAUCGGCGAGAUCGACGUCAACCUUCGCGCCCCGCGGUCCCAGAUCAAGAAACUCGAGAAAGCCAUCGCGGAGAUCGCCGCCGCUCAAGCAAAGAACCCGGACGAUGCCACCACCCCCACCGAACCAAGCAUCUCCCAAUUGCGCGCCGAGGCGACCCAACUGAGAAACGAGUCCCAAGCCCAGCUCACGCGGCAACAGACCUGCGAUGAAGAGAUGCAGCGGCUGGCGCUCUCCCUGCCCAACCUGUCCUCGGCCGACACGCCCAUCGGCGACGCCCCGACCCUCAUCUCCUACCUCAACUUCGACCCGGCCUCCCCACUGCCCGCCUGGGCCUCCAACCCCGACCCGACGCGGUCGCACGUCCACAUCGGCACCACGCUGGGCCUCCUGGACUUCACCAGCUCGGCCACCACCACCGGGUGGGGCUGGUACUUCCUCACCAACGAGGGCGCGCUUCUGGAGCAGGCCCUCAUCCAGUACGCGCUGACCGUGGCGCGCCGCCACGGCUGGAAGCCCGUCUCCCCGCCCUCGAUCGUCUACUCGCACAUCGCCGACGCGUGCGGCUUCCAGCCCCGCGACCAGCACAACGAGCAGCAGAUCUUCACCCUCGAGCAAGCCGACAAGGACAAGGACAACGGCGCGAAACCCCAGCGCGCCCUCGCCGGCACCGCCGAGAUCCCGCUGGCCGCCAUGCACGCCGGCCGCACCUUCGACUCCGCCGACCUCCCGCUGAAACUGGUCGGCCCCAGCCGCUGCUACCGCGCCGAGGCCGGCUCCCGCGGCGUCGACACCAAGGGCCUGUACCGCGUCCACGAAUUCACCAAGGUUGAGAUGUUCGCGUGGGCCGACGCCAUCGUCGCCGACGGGUCGUCUUCAUCCGACGACCUCUUCACCGAGCUGCUGGCCAUCCAGACCGAGAUCCUGCACUCCCUGGGCCUGCCCGCCCGCGUCCUGGAGAUGCCCACCUUCGAUCUGGGCGCCAGUGCCAGCCGCAAGCGCGACAUCGAGGUCCUGUUCCCCUCGCGGCUGCGCAGUGCGGCCCCCGCCGAGGGGACUGUCGAUGGCACCGAUGCAACCGCAUCGCUUGAAUCCGCCUGGGGCGAGGUCACCUCCGCCUCGAUCUGCACGGACUACCAGAGCCGCCGCCUCGCGACCCGGGUGCGCGACGGCAAGGCCCAGAAGAACAAGGCCCCCACGCGGUUCGCGCACACCGUCAACGGCACCGCCAUGGCCGUCCCCCGCGUGUUGGCGGCAAUCCUGGAGCAUGGCUGGGACCCCAAGCGGGAGGUGGUGGUUGUGCCGGAGGUGCUACGGGGGUGGAUGGGCGGGAUCGAGGUCAUCGGGAAGCAGAAAUGAGCUUGCCUUCCGUCGGUUGGUAGGUACCUAAGCUAGUUACCCUCAGCCUUGGCUCAUGGUAUGGCUCUGGGAGCUGUGCAGUGAGAUCCCGGAGGUGAAUGCGAGGUGGAUGUAUGAUUAUGUUAUGUGUAUGUGUGUAUGUGUGUGUGUGUGUGUCUGUGUAUUGUGAGGACCCCUGUUCUCUCUCUCCUCUUUCAUAACUACACAGGAAGGAGUCCAUGCCCCAUGUAAAUUAUAUCACAAUGUACGAUAAAUGAAGCUUCGACGAGUGCGUGUGUCCCACUUAGCCAGUUCCGGUCGUGUACCUUAGACAUCUAGAUCCGAUAAGGAGAGCCAUCCUGCUACGGUCCACGCAAGAAC